AUGGCAGCAUCAGCAAGACAGCCCUCACCAUGGGCAAACAAAUACAGAGGUGCCACAGUAGAAGACCUCGACCCGCCCCCAGCCCUCUCAACAUCUCCCCACUCCCCCAUCUCCUCCGCCCUCAUGGCCGCCUACGAACGCGACUACACCCACCUGACCGUCAUCAACCCCAACGACAAAACUCUCCUCGGCUACAUAUCGAUACCGCACCUUCAAUCAUUACUUAAAGAGGGCAAGGUGAAGGACUCGGAUCACGUGCAACAGGCGAUGAUCACGUUCAAGAGAGGGAAGAAGUAUAAGCUCAUCACGAUGGAGACACGGCUGGAGGAUUUGGAGAGUUUCUUUGAGGGUGGUGAGACGGGGGAGAAGCAGGAUUUUGCGGUUGUCACGGAUGUGGCGAGGAGGUUUGUGUUGGGGGUUGCGACGAGGGAGGAUUUGAAGAAGUUUGCGGAGAGGAGGCCGGCUUAG
Molecule: messenger RNA, 468 nt
Organism: Fulvia fulva
Lineage: Eukaryota; Fungi; Ascomycota; Dothideomycetes; Mycosphaerellales; Mycosphaerellaceae
Exons: 2
Coding region: 1-468 (155 amino acids)
Source: RefSeq, a predicted model, not a curated record